Molecule: messenger RNA, 387 nt
Organism: Lathyrus oleraceus (garden pea)
Lineage: Eukaryota; Viridiplantae; Streptophyta; Magnoliopsida; Fabales; Fabaceae
Exons: 1
Coding region: 1-387 (128 amino acids)
Source: RefSeq, a predicted model, not a curated record
AUGAAGGAUUUUCCCAAUGUCUCUGCUUACUGUCAGCGUUUUAAGAUGUUUUCUGAUCAGUUGAGAAAUGUCGACUCCUUUGUCAACAAUCAUCGUCUGAUCCUUCAGCUGAUCUCUGAUCUCCUAGAAGCUUACAGUAGUGUUGUUACUUUGAUUCUCCAGAGCAACCCUCUUCCGACAUUCUAUCAGGCUCGUUCCAUGCUCACUUUGGAAGAAGCCGGUAUGGCUAAGAUGGAAAACACAGGCUCUCAUGCUGCUAUGCGCACCACUCAGCUGAAACCUACUGAAUACACCUCUCAGCGUGGCAACUACCGCCCCGACAACCGUUCUCUCUCCCGUGGCAACCAGGGUCGCGGAGGGGGAAAUGGUAACCGCAGUUCACCUUAG